Molecule: messenger RNA, 1881 nt
Organism: Micromonas pusilla CCMP1545
Lineage: Eukaryota; Viridiplantae; Chlorophyta; Mamiellophyceae; Mamiellales; Mamiellaceae
Gene: TIC55-5
Product: chloroplast envelope protein translocase family
Exons: 2
Coding region: 37-1785 (582 amino acids)
Cellular component (GO): cytoplasm
Molecular function (GO): 2 iron, 2 sulfur cluster binding; oxidoreductase activity
Source: RefSeq, a predicted model, not a curated record
CGAAGACCCGAGACCCUUCGAGACGCGCACGACAUCAUGGCGUCCACGCUCGUCGCGACGACGCCGCUCGCGGCUUCCCCGCGCCGCGCGAACGCGUCCGCGCCGCGAAAGAUGAUGCGAUCGCGCCUCGCCGGCGCCCGCGGCGAUAAUAAUCCCGUCGUCGUCCGGGUUUCCCGAGUCUCCCUCACGGGUCCCCGGAGGACGCGCGCGAUCACCGUCGCGCGCGCGACCGCGACCGCGCCCCCCGAGACCGAAUCCUCCGCGACGAAUGAAACCUCCGCCUACCAGUUCGACUGGGCCAAGGCGUGGUACCCGAUGUCGCCGAUCGCGUUCCUCGACCCGACGAUCCCGAAUCCGAUGAAAGUCCUGGGCAAGUCCCUGGUCGCGUGGAAGUCCGAAGACGGGACGUGGUCCGUCGCGAACGACGAGUGCCCGCACCGCAUGGCGCCGCUCUCGAUGGGGUUCCUGAGCGAGACGAACCAGCUCGUGUGCCGGUACCACGGCUGGGAGUUCAACGGGAAGGGCGAGGCGACGCGCGUGCCGAUGUCAGUCGACGCCAAGGCGGAGCGCACCGCGUGCGCGUCCCCGCGCGGCUGCGCCGUCUCCUACCCCGUCAAAGAGCAGAGCGGCGUGCUGUGGGUGUGGCCCACCCCCGGCGCGGACGCGUGGCUCGAGGCGAGCGCGGUCCCGGUCGCGACCGAGGCGGCGGAGUUUGGCGACCUCCCCGGCGACUGGGGCAUGGUUGAACUCCCCGUGGGCUACGCGCCCGCGCUCGAGAACCAGUUCGACCCGUCGCACGCGGAGUGGCUGCACGCCAAGUACGACGAGAUCACGGGUGGGCUGAGCGAGACGAUGAACGUGAAGUUCGAGCCGAUGACGCGGUUCAACGUGAAAGAGGGCAGCAUGAACAAGAUCGGGUUCAUCGUUCAACACGGCGGGUACAACGCGGGGAAUAAGGACGUCAGCGCCGAGCGGCUCUUCACCGCGCCGUGCUCGUCGCGGAGCGAAUACAAGGACGCGAGCGGGAACCGGUACCUCUCCGCGGCGAUUCUGUACACGCCCACGGAGCCCGGGCGGUGCCUCAUGUUCACCAAGUUCCAAGCGCACACGCGACGGGCGGUGCAGGGCGCGGGCGGGAAGAAGAUCACCACGGGCGACCGCGUCAACGCGUUGCUCUCCGCGCCGGCGCAGAACGCGUUUCGGUGGUACAUGGAGUUCAUGGUGAAAGAUCCCGCGCUCGUGCGCGUGGGUCUGAACCACGGCGUGUACGGCAACGCGGCGUACACGCUCGGGGAUCAGGACAUUCAGGCCAUGCACGGCGUCGAAGUCGCGAUGGAGAGCCGGGAGAAGAGCUGGAAGCAGUCGUAUUAUCUGCCGUCGCCGUCGGACGCCGGCGUGGCCGGGUUCCGGAAGUGGAUGGACGACCACGCCGGCGGCGGCGUGCGCUGGGCGGAGGGCGUCAGGGACGACGCGUCCAAGGUGAAGCCGAUCGCGCAGCGUCUGGAGCGGUACGAGCGGCACACGCGGCACUGCCGCCACUGCAAGGAGACGCUGAAGGAGCUCGGGAUUUUGGAGGAGCGGUGCGUCGCGUUGUCCAACGCGAUGCUCGCGGGCGGGCUCGCGCUCGGGCUCGGCGGCGCGAUCGUCGGGCAGGAAGGGCCCGCGGUGGUGUCCCUGUGCAUCGCGGGGAUCAUGAUGAACGCCGCGGAGCAGGUGAGGGACAUGCAGAACGAGUUCAAGACGUCCGUCCCGAGACGGGGGGAUCCGAUCCCGAAGCUGUGGUGAUUCGACGCGCGAAGACGGAAGGAUUAUGAUAUUUUCGCCAGAGGGCGUUCGCUUCGUUUCGCUGUGAUGCCAAAGUACAUUACAUACUUCCCUACU